GUUGGAGACCGGAAGGGUUGGAGACGAGGAUGACCGAGGUGAUGGUGGUAAAACCGUAAAAAGGAGGAGAAACGCUGAACCAUGCUGGUAGAAAUGUUUCCUUCCAGCCUCUCAGUGACAUUAUGCUUCUUCUGACACUAUUCGCCGGGUUAAAAGGAGCAGACUGUUCCCCGUUGUAAACCUGCAGCUGCAUAACGAGGCUACAUGGUGUGUGUUUCCUGCCCAGACUGUGGAUGUGUGGUCGUCCAGGGAUGCAGAGCUACGAGGAGUUCUGUCUGCAGAGUUUGGCGUUACUGCAGGAGGGGAAACUCCAGAGGAAGACAUGUGAACCUCUUAGUUCCCUGAAGGGUCCCUCUGUCAUCCGCUUUCAUGGAAGAUCUAUACUGUUGCCUCGGCUGAGUGCAGAGCAGUAUGCAGAGAUGUAUGGCUACAAGCAAAGAGCAAUCCAGCUGGAGCAGAACAAGGAGAACCAGCAGAGAAAAAGGCUCCUGGCCCGUGUUCAGGACAUACUGGAUCAAGCUCAGGUGCAAGAAGUACCAUGUGAGAAAAAUAUCAAGCUGCUUGUUUGUAAACCUGCGACUGUUAGUGGCUACACCUUGGUUACUGACUCACCUGGGCCUCCCAAAGCUGCUGGAGUUAAGUCAGAGGCAGUAGAGUCUCCUAAUCCAAGCUCUGAGACUCCCAUAAACAACGGUUAUAAAGAAGAGGAGACUUUAAAUGGGGAGGAUCAAGAGAGAAGUGAAGAGGAAGAGGAGGAAGAUGAGGACAUAAGUUUGGAUAGCCUUCUUAAAAGAUCAAGGGAGUAUGUGCAGCGGGAGCAGAAUCAGCAGAGAUCAGCUGAGACGGUUGACCCCAUCAGAGAGACUUCCCCAGCGAAAAGGGUUUCUAUCAAACAGCACAGUCCUAUAAGAGACAAAGGUGUUGAGUUUGGAUUCAGUUUGCAUCAUAGCCCACCUGGUUAUGAUCCCAGUCCCCAAAGGUCUGCCCCCCUCUCACCUAUUAACCCGGAGUAUGCUUGUCUCCCUAGUCAGGAGUCCCAUAUUAGCCUUCGUUCUGGUUGCCGUAAACCGCGGCCAUUUUCUACAGGAAACAUUCACAUCUCGUUUCCAGUUGGAACUGCAGACCUUAUCCCUCGAAGCCCGGAGAGGUUAAAGGGGCGGGCUGUUCAGGUGGACUGGUCAGCGGCUCUGUCAGCUGGUUCCUACAGCAGUUGGGGCAUAGAGGAGGGUGAAGGCAGGUGCAAUGCCACCCCAGUGCAGGAAAGAAAAAGCUCUGUGAGUGUCUCAGUACCCAGCUCCAUGAUGCACCAUGAGUCUUUGGGUUUCCGUCGGCGCUCUCACACACUAGACAGCCAGCUGAAUACCUUCCAGUCUGGAGCAGAGCAUGUUGACCGGAGCCAGGAGAGGGUCCCUCGCUUCAUUGCAGGUGUGACAUGCCUAGCUCCAAGUAGGCGCUCCACUGAAGCCCCUUUGAACCGAUCUUACAAGACAGAAAGCUGCACUUCACGUCCGCUGAGGCACCGUUGGAGUCCUGAUGAGUCCCAAGAGUUAACCAACAGCAAGAAAACACCUUUCCUGAAAAAUACUGCUGAGCUACAUCCCAAGUCAGAGGCGAGCCAAUGGCGAGCGCAUGCUCUGGAGGACAUGCAUAGACAUUUAGAGGAGGAAUAUGCCUUGCAGAUGGCGACACUUCUAGCUGAGCAAGAAAAGGAGCAACACCGCCUCCAUCUGGAGCUUGAGGAGACAGAGAGGAGACUGAAAGAGCAAAAGUGCGAGACGCUGACAAGUGAUUGGAGCUAUCAGUCUGUGAGUGGCAGCUGUCCUUUAAUGAGUCCCUCCUGUCCAGGACUGAGUCCCAGUCACGCACCAUCAGAACGAUCAUCUGGACACAACAUAGGUUUUUCCGGUGCGGUUCCUCCCAGUGUGAUGACUCCCUCUACCCAGACUGCUGUUUAUCUGCGGGGCUUUUCACAAGCAGCACACAAAUCCAGAGCGAGGCAAAGUUUGGUUCUAACAGCAGAGCAUCAGAAAGCCUGCUGUCAAAUUGGUGCCAUGAUCCGAGGCUUCCUCAUACGCAGACUACUCAAAACAGAAAAGGUGAAACACCUGCGCCAAACCGUUGUGGAUACACAAGAAUUCAUUAAAUCAUUUGAGACUGAAGCUGCAGAGAAGAGAGGGAGCUACACUGCACAAGACCUUUCCCUGCAGGAGAGAGUCAGAGCUCAGCUGCGUGCAGCCCUGUAUGACGUCCAUGAGAUUUUCUUCGAAAUGCCUUUGAGGGAUCGAUUAGUGCUUCUGCAGCAGGACAGGGAGCUCCGUGCAGAGAGAAAACUUCGAGAGCUGGAGAAAGCCAAGUCUCCCAAAGACAGGGUGUCUAUUUCUGCUGCCACACAAAGAUCUCUAGACAGAAAGAAGAAGGCCAGUGAAUCCCCCGCACCAGUCAGGAAGGCACAACGCAAGCCAAAAAGCCCCACAACCAACAGAACUCUGAAGCCAAGCCAGGGUCACACGUCCUCUUCUCCAGGCCAGAUGAACCGCCAGGGGAGCUGGUGCAGAAAGACUCCAGAAGAGAGAGUGAGGAUCUUGGACACAAUGAGGAAGCAACACUCUGUGGGAUGACUAACGCAUUAAUGCCUGAUUUUAAAACUUGAAUUUUUAAUGUUAAUAUAAAUCUUGUACAAGUGAAACCAUUACUAUCAGUGCUGCUAAGUUUCACUCCAGUCUCACUUUUAAACAAGAGUUCACCAUCACACAGUAGCCCACUGCUUAAACGAUCUAAUGUGCAAUGUUUUUAUUUUUACCUUUUGAAACCUUUUUUUUUUAUUGUUAACUACUGAUUGUAUAACAGGAAUGUAAUAAGUGUUGAGUAAUUUAUUAAGAAGGCUGGUGUUUUUUUGAGUAGAGAGGCAGCUGCUCAGUCAGAGCUAAACAAGUUAGAAAUGUAUCUGUGCCUAAGAACUACGGCGUGCUGCCAGCACGUUUAUUCUCUAUUUAUCUCCUGGGAUCAUAAACACUAAGUGCUUGUGGUUGUAAGAAAAAAAU
Molecule: messenger RNA, 3041 nt
Organism: Cyprinodon variegatus (sheepshead minnow)
Lineage: Eukaryota; Metazoa; Chordata; Actinopteri; Cyprinodontiformes; Cyprinodontidae
Gene: ccp110
Product: centriolar coiled-coil protein 110kDa
Exons: 14
Coding region: 234-2618 (794 amino acids)
Biological process (GO): regulation of cytokinesis; centrosome duplication; centriole replication
Cellular component (GO): centriole
Molecular function (GO): protein binding
Source: RefSeq, a predicted model, not a curated record